This is a messenger RNA of Stereum hirsutum FP-91666 SS1, 1359 nucleotides long. RefSeq lists its product as uncharacterized. The transcript has 3 exons. The record is from RefSeq and is a predicted model, not a curated record. Lineage: Eukaryota; Fungi; Basidiomycota; Agaricomycetes; Russulales; Stereaceae. The coding region runs from base 1 to 1359 and encodes 452 amino acids.
AUGUCUUCCAUUACCGACAUCUCCGCUACACCCACACCCAUGCCCGAGGCCCGCCUGGUCGCACUCCACGAGGGCUACGAGCACCAAACCGCGACUAUCAUUGCUGUCCUUCAAAGGACGCAAGAGAUAGCUGCAGAACUGAAGUCUCAUAUUGUAGCCAGCCUAGACACAAGAAAUCCCUUUAUCGCUGAACAGAUUCGGGAUCUGCAAGAACAGGUUAAUUUACUGGUCUCUUCCAUCCCAAUUACUACCCCAGACGACAAUACGAAAGCCGCUGACACGACGGUGACACCCGUCGUACCGCCUCAGCAGGUCAAUCUAUUGGUAUCGCUCAUCCCAAGUACUACCUCAGACGACAAUGCGAACGCGGCGAUGACACCCGUCGUCUCACCUCAGCAUGAGGUCACCUCGAGUGUCAGCGACCCUGACACCAGACACACCACGCCAGUGACCGACCUCGACAUGAACCGCGCAUCUACUUCACGGUCAUCCUCUAUCACUCUCGUAGACAGACCCUCCCCACCCCUUAUCCCCUCCGGCACACCAUCCGUCACCAACAUCGCACGCGCCUCCGCCCCCUCACCUUCACCAACCCUUACUGCCUUCAUGGCUUCUUCUUCAACCACCCCAGACCCGCCUUCAUCCACCCCAGACCCUUCUUCAUCCACCCCAGAGGCCUCUUCUUCAUCCCCAGCCACCUCUCGUCCCAUCCGAAAACUCCCCGCCCGUGGUGCUCACAAAACUCAGCCCCAGGCAUCCUACCUCGCCGCCAAUCCUGCCCUUGCCCAUCUUCUACCGCGUGCUCCAAAACUACCUACUCCGCCGUCGAAGAAGGUCAGCACCAAAGCCAAGGCCAAAAAGUACGAAGAGGAAUCAGACGAGGAGGAGGAGGGCAAGACGAUAUGGGGAUCCAAGCUCGGCGAGUAUGAUUUGAAGGCGUUGGAGGAGUUCGCAGAUGGCCGUGAGGUCAUCAUUAUAACGAACAAUGCCGGGUAUGAGUCGGAGGAAGAGGAGAUGGAGGUGGACGAACCGAAAGGUAAGGGCAAGGGUCGAGGCAAGAAGGGGACUGCGAGCACGACGGGGGCGGUCGGGCGGGGGAAGAAGAGGGCGCGAGAUGACGAGAACGAGCAGGUUCAAGUCGACGAGCAGCCUGCACCCGUUGCUGAGGGCAAGGGUGGGAACAGGAGAACAAAGCGGGCGAAGGUCUCACCUCCGGAAACGGCGCCAGCGGCGAAGAGCAGGGCUAAGCCUAAGGCUGCUGCGAAGCCCAAGGAAACGACGCCUGCUACGAAGCCCAAGGCGCCGACGCCUGCUACGAGAGGGACGCCGAGGGCUGCUGCUGCGAGGAAGCGUGCUUGA